Clupea harengus (Atlantic herring) is the source of this 1513-nucleotide messenger RNA. Its product is annotated as translation initiation factor IF-2-like. Gene Ontology annotation, molecular function: calcium ion binding; DNA binding. The record is from RefSeq and is a predicted model, not a curated record. Lineage: Eukaryota; Metazoa; Chordata; Actinopteri; Clupeiformes; Clupeidae. The transcript has 3 exons. Bases 593 to 1513 code for a protein of 306 amino acids. Gene Ontology annotation, biological process: negative regulation of protein sumoylation. Gene Ontology annotation, cellular component: sperm fibrous sheath; sperm principal piece.
UUUAUUUCCCAUCACGGACUUUUUUUUUGCCUUAGGCGCUCGGGAUUUGUCGUAGGCGCUCGGGAAAACGGCUUAGGCGCGCGCCCAAAUUUUCUCUAUGCAGGAAAAACCCUGUAGUGAUAUGGUUGUUCAUCCUAAAGUCAGUUAUGUUGGCUAACGUUGGCUGUGUGUUCAUUUUGUGCAGUUUAUACAGUGGGUUAUGAUAACAGCACUGAUGCACUGAAUUCUGCUGCUAGCAAAAUUCUGUUUUCACUACACAUAGCAGCGUUCAGUGAGCAACGAUAGUCGCUAGCAGAACGGAACUCCUGCACAUGUUGCGGUCUUAAACUGAAUGACCCGGAAGUACUAAUUCUACGUGCCAUGAAGAAGUAGAAGAGCCCGUCGUCGCAACCAUAGACAUAUAUACUGUAUAUAUGUCUAUGGUCGCAACCAAUUCAAAUAUUGGAAAGCUACCGUGCCUUUGUUUGUGAACCGCACGCUUUCUGCCACAUUACGCAAGAAGCCGUGUACAAGAAAACAACCAUUAUUUGAAUCUGGAUUCCCACAGAGAGCCACAUUGUCUCAACUUGUCAUCUGACUAUUCCAAAAGGAGAUGAAGGCAGAGCCCAGUGACUCUGAGGAGGGUAUUCCUAAUGGCAUCCCCCCGCCAGUCAAACGUGGCAGGGGUCGACCUAAGGGCUCUGUCAAAAGAGGUAGAGGGCGACCUCCCGGUUCAACAAACAAAACCAGGCGCCUCACAUUUAGCCCGGUCCGAAAGAGGGGGAGACAACCGGGUUCAGGGAAGGUCCAGGCUGCAGCUGUUGACGGACCCCCGCGAAAGAGGGGCAGGCCCCGGAAAAGGUCCCUGGAGGAAGAAGCAGACAGCCCCCCGAGAAAGAGAGGCCGACCCCGGAGCUCUGGCUCUGCUGUCGCCAAGAAGAAGCUGGAAAUGGAGAAUGGCGCUACACCGAAGAAAAGGGGCCGGCCGAGGGGCUCUCUAGGCAAGAAGAAAAGGCAUUGGAAGGCAACGAUUCCAGAACCUAAACCGCUCUACGACGGCCCACCACGCAAGAGGGGUCGACCCUUAAAAGUCAAACCAACUGACCUCCCCUCCAGUAGUGAAAAAGCAGAGCAGCCGCAGGAGGAGCAGCCGCAGGAGGAGCAGCCGCUGGAGGAGCAGCCGCAGGAGAAGCAGCCGCAAGAGGAGCAGCCGCAGGAGAAUCAGCCGCAGGAGGAGCAGCCGCAGGAGGAGCAGCCUAAACUGCUCUACGACGGCCCACCACGCAAGAGGGGUCGACCCUCAAAAGUCAAACCAACUGACCUCCCCUCCAGUAGUGAAAAAGCAGAGCAGCCGCAGGAGGAGCAGCCGCAAGAGGAGCAGCAACCGCAGGAGGAGCAGCAACCGAUGAGGAUGAACUUCUGGGUGGAGAUGAGGGUGAUGCCGCAGCUGUUGAGGAGAAGGCAGUCGGCAAAGGCAGCUCCAGUGGGAAGAAAACCCCCGUUGCUAAGCGGGGUGGCUCGUCGAGGAGGUUGA